AUGGCAGCAUACACCUCUUUAGUGUUGGUGGUGUCAAUCCUCAGUGGUGUCCCGUUUUCCGAAUCCUUGGACUACGGGGACGCCCUCUCGAAGAGCCUCCUCUACUUUGAGGCGCAGCGCUCUGGCCGCCUCCCUCAUAAGCAGAGAGUGAGGUGGCGCGACCACUCGGGCCUUCUUGAUGGCCUUGACCAAGGGGUGGACUUGGUGGGGGGCUACUACGACGCCGGUGACAAUGUGAAGUUUGGGCUGCCAAUGGCCUACACAAUUACUUUGCUUUCAUGGAGCGUUGUGGAAUAUGGGGAUGAAAUAGGUGCCGCCGGCGAGCUCGAUCAUGCCCAUGAAGCCAUCAAAUGGGGAACUGAUUAUUUCAUCAAAGCUCAUCCUCAUCCUCAUGUCCUCUGGGCUCAGGUGGGCGAUGGCGAAACCGAUCAUCUCUGCUGGCAGCGGCCGGAGGACAUGACAACGUCCCGUCGCGCAUACAAGGUGGACGAGGAGAACCCCGGCACUGAGGUGGCGGCCGAGACGGCGGCAGCCAUGGCCGCAGCCUCCAUUGUCUUUAGCACAACAAAUCCGCCCUACUCCCGCCUUCUCUUGGAACACGCGCUACAGGUGGAUUUGAUGAUUUUUGAGACUUGUGUUUUGAAAAGUUUUAGAAUGAUAAUAAUAUGUUUGCAGUUGUUCGAGUUUGGUGAGAAAUUCAGAGGGAGAUAUGACGAGAGUAUUGAAGUGGUGAAAGGGUACUACCCAUCAGCGAGUGGAUACAAGGAUGAGCUGCUGUGGGCAGCGUUGUGGUUGUAUAGAGCCACCGACAAUGUCACUUAUUUGAAUUAUGCUAUUCAGAAUGGGGAAUCAUUUGGUGGAACCACCUGGGCCAUCACUGAGUUCAGCUGGGAUGUUAAAUACGCUGCUGUUCAAGCCAUUGCAGCCAUGGUAAAUCUUCUUCAACCAUUCGUGUAUUUCUGAAAUGGAUGGAUGAAAAUAAACCCCAUCCUAUUUAUUCAUCUGUCUACAAUGUUGCAGUUACCAAUCAAAGGGAAAAGUGGAGAAGAAAAGAAAACCCUGCUACAAUACCGAUCAAAGGCAGAAUUCUACAUCUGUGCUUGCUUGAACAUGAACAACUCCACCAACGUAAAGCGCACCCCGGCCGGCCUACUCUACACCCGCCGAUGGAACAACAUGCAGUACGUUUCCAACGGCCUUCUCUUGCUCACAGCCUACUCCGAACACCUCCAUUCCACCAACCAAACCCUCAACUGCCAUGCCAGCUCAGUCGGGUCGCAUGAGAUCCUCUCGUUCGUAAAAUCACAAGCCGACUACAUUUUGGGCGCGAACCCCAUGGGGGUGAGCUACUUGGUGGGAGUCGAGCCCUCGUACCCCAAGAGGGUGCACCACAGGGGAGCAUCGACAGUGUCGUACAGAGAUAGCAAGGUCUUUGUUGGGUGUAUGCAGGGCUACCAUAGCUGGCUCGGACGCCAAGCUCCGAACCCAAAUGUACUGGUUGGAGCCCUCGUUGGAGGGCCUGAUCUAAAUGAUGAGUUCAGGGAUAGAAGAACUAACUUUGCACAAACUGAAGCCUGCACGUACAACACGGCGUCUCUUGUUGGAGUUUUCGCCAAAUUGAAUGCACUACAUGAGGCUGGUAAGAAAUAGAGAAUCAGAAUUACUCGAGUUCUAGAAUAAAAACCACAUAUUACAAAUAUAUUCUUUAGUUCUUUGAACACGAAAGCAGCAACUGAUUCUUUCAUUUCAAGAGUUUCUAGUUUAAGCUGUCUUUAUUAUUACAACAACAACUCGGUUCACAAACAUAUUAUAUACUGAUACGAAAAUGAUAAGUUUGUGAAAUUAAAGCAAGAAGACAUCUCUCAGAUCUUGACACAACUGAAAAUUUACCUGAAAAGUACACAGUAAGACUUAGAAAUGCAUAAUCGUUGUGGUUUAUCACUGUCAUCAAACAAUUCUUUGAUUAAACCCAAAGAAAAGGAUGGAGCUAACCAGUGAAUUCUCAGAAAUUAUGAAGGAGAAUCUUGAGUCGGGGCUAGAGCACACUGAUGAUUUAAGACACACAGAGCUCAGUGAUUAGCUUCUUCUGCUUCCAAGCAUCGUGCAUUUCUUCUGUCUCAACCACAACCAACCUUUUCACCUGUACUUAAAAUUAUACAUAUGUUAAAAAGAUAUAAACUGCUAAUUCAAUCCAAGCAUCACACAACAUAAAAAGACAGGAAAAAUUCAACCAACCAGAAUAUGCCAAAUAAAUUGAGAGAGAGAGAGAGAGGGUAUCUGCUGGAGCAUUCCACAGACAGUGUGGAUUCCAGCACAUGACGGUGUGGUUGGACUUGGUGAGGAGCAAGGCCUCUAAUGUAUUCUAGUUAACACAAAUCACCGAGAAGCAAUUAAGCAAAUAUUUAAUGUUUUUGCUGUAAAAUUUCAAAUAGAAAGAUAACUUGGUUUAUCAUAGUAAUUUACAAAUUCAAUCUCUAGCAUUGUCUAAGCAGAGCCUGGUAC
This is a messenger RNA of Salvia miltiorrhiza (redroot sage), 2502 nucleotides long. Its product is annotated as endoglucanase 5-like. Gene Ontology annotation, molecular function: hydrolase activity, hydrolyzing O-glycosyl compounds. The transcript has 2 exons. Gene Ontology annotation, biological process: carbohydrate metabolic process. The record is from RefSeq and is a predicted model, not a curated record. NCBI's taxonomy places the organism in Eukaryota, Viridiplantae, Streptophyta, Magnoliopsida, Lamiales, Lamiaceae. Bases 1 to 963 code for a protein of 320 amino acids.